AUACACAUGUUUUUUUUGUUUUUUUUGGAGAGGAUCAUACACAUGGGUUGGGUUACGAUGUCACAUUGCUACCAAAUUUAUGGAAACGUGUGUGUUGGGGAUAGUCUUAGUCAUUGAUUGGUCACGUACCCUAUUUCAACAUUCAUCACAGUAUAUAAUCAUUGGUUUGCUAAUGAUUCAUCUCUCUCAGAUUGCAGAAAUAAAUUGAAUUUUUAGAGUUCAUUUGAAGCAUAAGAAGAAAAUCAAAAUCAAAGAUGGGUUUUCUACAACUUUUGGAAGUGGCUUCCAUGCCAGUUAUUCAAGUCCUACUUAUUAGUGCAUUGGGAGCUUUCAUGGCUACUCAGUAUUUCAACAAUCUUCUUUCACCAGAUUUUAGGAAAUCCUUGAACAAGGUUGUGUUCAUUGUAUUCACUCCUUCACUCGUGUUUGCAAGUUUUGCAAAGAGUGUUUCGCUUGAAGAUAUGAUAUCAUGGUGGUUUAUGCCUGUUAAUGUUGGACUCACCUUCUUGAUUGGAGGGAUUUUAGGAUGGAUAUUGGUAAAAUUACUAAGGCCUAAUUUGAAAGUGGAAGGUCUUAUUAUUGCUUCAUGUUCAUCAGGAAACAUGGGUAACCUACCUAUUGUAAUUAUCCCAGCAAUAUGUAAUGAGAAAGGAGGUCCGUUUGGUGCACGCGAUGUUUGCCACAGUAAUGCACUCUCGUAUGCAUCUUUCUCUAUGGCACUUGGUGGUAUCUUCAUAUGGACCUAUACUUAUCAAACUAUAAAAAGCAGAUCAUUGAAAUUUAAGGCACUUGAGGCUGCUGAGAUCCUAAAGGCACCAAACAAAGAUCUUGAUGGUAAUGCAGAUACUCCCCUUCUAAAGGGAAAAGACAAUGAAAAUACAGCGAUUGAAGUGUCACCAUCGAGUUAUAUUGAAGACUCUGAAAGUCAAAUUAUUGAUGAACAAGAUCAGUCAAUUGUAUUGAAGAAGGAGAAACAAUCAUUUUUCAAUAGAAUGAUAGAAGUUCUAAGUCAUCUUCUAGCAGAACUAAUGUCACCACCAGCAAUUGCUACAUUUUUCGGUUUCCUCUUCGGCGCGGUUGCAUGGUUAAGAAACCUAAUAAUCGGUGACAAUGCUCCAUUUAGUGUUAUCCAAGACACUCUUGAAUUACUUGGGAAUGGAACAAUUCCCUGCAUCACCCUUUUACUAGGUGGUAACCUCACUGCAGGGUUGAAAUCAUCAAGUGUAAAACCAUUGACACUGAUCAGCAUCAUUAUAACUAGGCUUUUCGUACUACCUGUUAUUGGAUUGUUUAUUGUGAAAGCCGUGGCGAGUUUCGGCAUUCUCCCAGUGGAUCCUUUGUUUCAGUACACUUUGGUGAUGCAGUAUGCAAUGCCACCAGCAAUGAACAUUAGUACAAUGGCUCAGCUGUUUGAUGUAGGAAAUGAAGAGUGUUCAGUUAUUCUGUUGUGGACAUAUAGUGCUGCAGCCAUAGCUCUCACUUCUUGGUCAACAUUUCUGCUCUGGCUAUUAUCUUAAUUGAGCUGCAUUCAGCUAAUAAUGCCGUAAAACAAAAUUAAGAGUCUGACAUGAUUAGUUUUCAUGUCCCUCCAAAAUUCCUUCAUCUUAUUCCUACCCAUAUGAAUUUUUGCACCCUUCUAUAGGAAAAAAUAUACUAUUUAUUGAAAAAUGUAAAGUGUAUUUUUUAUGUAAUUGUCCACUAGUCCUGUAUUUGAAAC
This is a messenger RNA of Medicago truncatula (barrel medic), 1717 nucleotides long. RefSeq names its product protein PIN-LIKES 7. The coding region runs from base 255 to 1517 and encodes 420 amino acids. Gene Ontology annotation, cellular component: membrane. The record is from RefSeq and is a predicted model, not a curated record. The transcript is spliced from 9 exons. Gene Ontology annotation, biological process: endoplasmic reticulum to cytosol auxin transport. NCBI's taxonomy places the organism in Eukaryota, Viridiplantae, Streptophyta, Magnoliopsida, Fabales, Fabaceae.